CACACUCUUGGAGUCCUUAAAAUCACCCACACGUUUUCGAUAGUGGAGGUGAAAUUCUCUUCUGGAUGUUUUGGUAACCUCACUGGAGGAGGUGAAUGACUAUGGAAAGACCAUGGCGACCCGCUUUUACAGUCGGCAACAGGAAGAUGCGAUGGUCACCAGAGCUACUGCAGUCGAUAAUUCUAUAAGAAGGGAUGGCAUCAAUGUCUAGCUUUCGGGGCUUGUUUUAAGUUGCCUGCGAUCUGUAUAUGGACUCAGGCAGCUAAAGCAAGUCUGGGAAGCUAGAGACCGAACACCUGGGGACAAAGCCAAUCUAUCAAGUCGCGAGCAUGCAGUGAUAGGCCUAUCUCAUCUGGACGGAAACCUCGUCAGGAUUGAAGGACCAGAGUUGGAAGAAAACAAACUCUAUUAGUGGGCUACGUAUGACCAGGAAAACCUUUCAGGAAGUAGCCUAAACUUUUGCCACACAUAAUUGAAGUGUGUAAAUCCAGUUGACAUGCAACGGAUUUGACGCAAAAAUGUGAUAAAAAGUAAUAAAAAAUCUUCGUAAUAAAAAUUUUAUAUAAGGCAGCCUAUGCUUUGAUCACUGUCUUUUGUCAACUUAAGCGUAAGCUAUACAGCAACAGUGGUAUUUAUUUUUUAAUCCCAUUUGAAAAUCAUUAGCAUGUAUUAAUCUAAACGCAUUUAAUUUAGAGCAACAGACAUUGGUGGCCACGAUUAUUUAACACAGUGAGGUGCACAGGGACCAUUUUAUCUGGGCUAGGUCCUAUAGGUUUGUCACAGACUAAUGGCCCAUCACUCUGAGCCAAUAGAGUAAUAAGGCAUGGUUUUACAUUUACGACAACGUUUCACCUCGAUUAUAUGACAUGCAAAUGUAGCCUAAUGUCUGGGAUAAAAUGUCCUUGUGUACUGAAACGCAGUCAAGCGUGGUUUUAAAGGCAAAUACUCUAUUCCAACAUGGAACAGGCCUUUAUGUUUGCAAAGAGGUAAAAAGGCGGAAAAGAGAGAGGAUCUGAACUGGUUUCCAUGUCAAACACUUCAAUUCUCCAUAGAAACUCUGAUCUUAACGCUGAAACUUUAUUAAAUCCUGAUGGUGGAAUCGAUAAGGCAGAAUUUCUAUCGGCUCCUUUUUAUUGUGGAGACAGGGAGGGAUGACAGAGGUAAAUUGCUCUUUUAAUUAAAGCAAUGCACCAAAGGAAAUUGCUGUCUGAAUAUUGUCUCAGAGAUGGAGCUUGUGACAGUUGCCUGGAAACUUCAAUCUGUCUCCCAUUUAUUCCAGAUCAUAGUUUUGAGAUAAAGUUUAAUAAAAAUCUUUACCCGAAUGAAAGCCAACCCUUCCAGAUCAACAGACACAAUGAGACAGAACUGCGGAGGAAACCUCAUGUUUAACAUGUAUCUCUCAGAUCCUUCAGAUAAUCUUCUGAAAGAGGCUAAAAACGCAUCAUGGAGCCCUAUGAAUACGGGAGUGCAAAAAGGAAGUGGACAAAUUCAGCUCUGGCAGUUUCUCCUCGAGCUCUUGUCGGACAGUUCCAACAUAUCGUGCAUCGCAUGGGAAGGCACCAACGGGGAAUUUAAACUUAUCGAUCCGGACGAAGUGGCCCGUCGAUGGGGUGAGAGGAAAAGCAAGCCCAAUAUGAACUACGAUAAACUUAGCCGAGCUCUCCGCUACUACUACGACAAGAACAUCAUGACAAAGGUGCAUGGAAAGCGCUAUGCCUACAAAUUUGACUUUCACGGUCUGGCACAAGUGUGUCAACCUUCGUCGACCGAACAAGCCUUUUAUAAGUUCCAGAGUAAUUUCACACCGCUGCCGUUUUCAGGCAUUUCCAAGCUCAACCUGAUGGCUCCAGCCGUUAGUCACUCCGGAUUCUCGUACUGGCCAGGCUCCCCGCCGACUCUUUACCACAGUCACAACUUGCAACCUUCUGGGCCCUUUGGCACCGUAUCUGCGCCUCAUAUCAGCUGCGUCAACAACAUCAAUAACUUAAAUAAUUUAAAUAAUAUUAAUAGUCCUUAUAAUUGAAUACCGUUUGAGUUAGAGAUGUGGAUUAGAUAAAAUUGCCUGGGUAAAGAGAAUGUAAAAGUUGUAACAAUACACGCAAAUUUCCUGCGGCACAAUAAAGACCUAUAUAACUUAAUCGAAACUGCCCAUCCAUCCUUAAGCAAUAUUUUGUAAUGACAUUUGGCUCACUUAAAAACGACGAAUUGCCAUAAUGACAUUUAAACAGAAAUGUAGGCCUACUAAACAAUUUAUUUUAACUUGCAGAGAUGCGUGACCUAUUAGCGCCAUCUCAUGGCUGAAAAGCGCUAGGCCUACUUCGAAGAGGACGCGAGGACUGGUCUAUAGCUGCAUCCAAACUCUCUUUUAGACAACGACAAUACAUACAACUACUCGGCCAUUUGACAUGUUAUUGUAGGCCUGCCCACAAAAAGCGUAAGAUCGUUGCUAUUUUUCUGUAAUGUUCAGUUUACAGACAGAGGAAAAAUAUAGAUUUCAUAUUAAUCAGGGAGACCUUCAGGAAACGAUAGGCCUGUAGUUUUCAACUGGGCCUAUGGGAGUCAUUUUUUAUUACUGCGCUCAAUGAAAAUCAGAUGGUAAUAUGUUAGGUUACAGGUUGCUAGUGGUCCUCUAAUAGAAAGGGUGGAUGUAGAAGCCGUCAAGUUCUAUAGGAGGCAGUGCAGUCAUCAACCUAAAACCUAAAGAACAUUCAAACAAAAUGAUAAUAUAGGAUUCCUUUUCAAAUCAAUUAAAACAGCCUCCAGUUAAAAUAGCAUCACCGAAACCGACCAACACCAAUAGAUAGACCCACCCAGAAGCGCACCAGGCCUCGUUGCGGCAUUUCUAAAAUGUAAAGGGUAGCCACCUUACUGGGUUACACUCCUCUUGCCAAAACAAAUAGGAAGACAUACAGUUUGAAGCUUUACAGAACAUCUAAGAAGGUGUUCCCAUUCAUGGCGAUUUGCUGUCCAAUCGUUUUUAUUGUUGGACUUAAAGACUACGUUUUACGUAGCUCCGACACUGUUUAGGCUAUCAGUGGUAGCCUACCGCCUUUCUAAUAAGCCUCAUUUUCACUAUAAUGUAUUUGCUAUAUAGGCGACACGCAUUAUUUCAUUAGAGGCUACAGUUUAAUGUGCAGUUGGUGACAAUGUUUUUAACAAGCCCUCCUAUUAAAAAUAUGUGGCCCAUGCCAUUUUAAUGGUCUAUCUAUGUUCUAUGUUUGUGAUAUGUUUGGAGUAAAAGUUGUUUUAUAACGUGUAUUGUUGUCAUUUUCCUCAGUAAUAAAGUUAGACGACAACAUUGAUGGUUAUGGACGUCAACAAUAAUAAAAAAAGAUUUGAUGAAA
Messenger RNA from Alosa sapidissima (American shad), 3344 nucleotides. RefSeq names its product FEV transcription factor, ETS family member (gene fev). The transcript is spliced from 4 exons. Gene Ontology annotation, biological process: regulation of transcription by RNA polymerase II; cell differentiation. Gene Ontology annotation, cellular component: nucleus. The record is from RefSeq and is a predicted model, not a curated record. NCBI's taxonomy places the organism in Eukaryota, Metazoa, Chordata, Actinopteri, Clupeiformes, Clupeidae. Gene Ontology annotation, molecular function: sequence-specific DNA binding; DNA-binding transcription factor activity, RNA polymerase II-specific. Bases 1322 to 2023 code for a protein of 233 amino acids.